Paramecium sonneborni is the source of this 245-nucleotide messenger RNA. The record is from the annotation of a GenBank genome assembly. NCBI's taxonomy places the organism in Eukaryota, Ciliophora, Oligohymenophorea, Peniculida, Parameciidae.
AUGUUAAAUGUAGUUUUUCAUUUUAAAAUCAAGUAUAUAUAUUAGUUAAUUUUAGAAUUAUUAAUAAUGAAAUCCUUUAUUCGAUUUUAUUCUAAUAAUAAAGUUAAAAUCAAUUGGAAAAUUAUCAUAUUUUGCUUUUAAUAGGUGAAGGCUCUUUUGGAUAAGUUUAUAAGGGAAGACUGAAAAAGAGUAAUUAGAUCGCUGCUCUCAAAUUUAUUAGCAAGAUAGGAAAGUUAGAAAAAUGA